AUGUGUAAUAUAAUCUGCUAAAAGCAUCUUCCGCAAUGGGCAAAAUUGCGGGUUUCUCGAGGAAUACACGCAAAAAUUCUCGAGAAAAUUUUUUAACGCGCUCAAAAUAAAAUCGCGCCAAAUUGCAACACAAUGCCAAAGAUCUUGCCUCUCCCACAACGAUUGAUUGGAAUCGCCAAAUAACGUGGAGAAAAUGUCGAGAAAAUAUUGGAGUGCAAUUUCGAUCGUAUCUUUGUUGUUUUCGCAUCCUUACAGGCCAAUUCGUUGGCUUUUACUCAGUCAAGCUGGUAAGAAUCUAUUGUCUUGUAUAAUAUCGCAAAUUUGGUGAGGUUUUACUAAUAUUUUUGGUGUUUUAGUCGGCCAUCUUCAGUCUCCAGGGUCUUCUCAGCGUUCUGCUACUUCUCAUUUGCACUUGCGCAUACAUCCGAUCGAUUUAUCCAAGGAUCAUUGAUUACAAGAAAGAAGGGUAAGAUUUUUGUUAGUUUCUUUUGUUUUUAGGCAUGUUAUUGACAUGGGUUAGGAGGAGAUGGCAAAAGAGUUAAUUAAUCUGUAAAUUUUAGCUUAUUUCAUCGUUUUCUUAGCAAUAUUUAUCUGUAAAAAGAUUAAAUUCUCUCUUAUGGUCAAGUAUAAUAUAAAAGUGCUUUUUCCUCGGCGAAUAUUGAGAAUCCGCAGUACGAAAGUCGUCUAAAAGCUGGAUAAUACACCCUUCUCACUCAUCUUUUAACUAAUUUUUCAUAUCAUUCGUAUUUUGCAGAAUCGGAAGUGUUUUCUGGAAGUGCGCCAGGAUUGGUGAACGUCUCAGUCUUUGGGUCGCUGCUGGCUGUUUUUUGAUGGCUGGAAGUUUACUAUUCCUUUAA
Messenger RNA from Bursaphelenchus xylophilus (pine wood nematode), 857 nucleotides. The record is from the annotation of a GenBank genome assembly. NCBI's taxonomy places the organism in Eukaryota, Metazoa, Nematoda, Chromadorea, Rhabditida, Aphelenchoididae.